AUGUUAUAUCUUGAAGGUGUCUGGAGUGGAGAGUGGAGGGUGACUUUCAAAGACCACUGUGCAUUGAAAGGGACAUCAAUAGUUAUAAAGUGCGAGUACGACUACCCUUUUGCUCAUAUUGUCACUUCAACAACAUGGUUGAAAGCUCGGCUGGUAUCUAGCAAUUGGGAGCUGUUUCCCCUCCCCACAGACCGCUUUACAUAUGUGGGCAACUCCAGGGGAGACUGCAGCCUGAAGAUCAGUGAUGUACAGCACACUGACAAAGGAGCAUACUUUUUUAGUUUUGUGACAACGUUGAACAGAUGGCGUAGUAGAACAUUUGCUCAGUUGUCUGUAAAAGAGUUGACCACUCUUGUGGAGCCAGGCACUGUGACAGAGGGAAAAGAUGUCCGCCUGACCUGUGUGUCAGAUUGUCCUACACCUACAAGCAUUGUCUGGUUUAGGGAUGGACAGCUUGUCCCAAAACCAACCUUCCAGGCCACAAAAGAGGAUGCAGGCAGUUACUACUGUGCCGUCCUGGGACAAGAAACAGCCAGAUCUUCUUCUGUGGUUCUGAAUGUUCAAUAUGCUCCCAAAAAAGUCACGUUGUUGGUGAGCCCAUCAGCAGAUGUCAUCAGAGGACGCUCAGUCACUUUCACCUGCAGCAGUGACGCCAACCCAUCUGUGACACAAAGUGGAUACCGCCUGUAUAAGGUUGGACAGUUUAUCAGUUCAGGCCUCAGUCAUACCAUCUCUGACAUCCAGCCCAGCCACAGCGGACUGUACCACUGCCAGGCCUGGAACAAUAUCAGCUGGAGAGGAGUUGACCGGUUUAACUCUACUGGGCUUUACAUCAACGUCCAGUACCGUCCGAUGAACAUUACCAUUUCAGUGGAUCCACCACAUGUAGUUGAAGGCGGCAGUGUGAAUCUGACCUGCAGCAGUGCAGCUAACCCUGCAGCACACGCCUACACCUGGUACAAGAAGUCAGAUUCUCCCAGCUCCAGCUCCCCGCUCGUCAUGGGCUCAGGGCAGGUGCUGUCUCUUCCUUCUAUGCAGGCAUCUGACACUGGACUGUACCUGUGCCAGGCCAGGAACGGCUCCGCUGUGUCCUUGGUGGUGAGGAGAUGA
Molecule: messenger RNA, 1110 nt
Organism: Monopterus albus (swamp eel)
Lineage: Eukaryota; Metazoa; Chordata; Actinopteri; Synbranchiformes; Synbranchidae
Product: B-cell receptor CD22-like
Exons: 5
Coding region: 1-1110 (369 amino acids)
Source: RefSeq, a predicted model, not a curated record